AUGAUGAAUUGUUUCUUGUGCUUUUUGUUUAUCAUCGUAUUGUCUAUUGGGUUUGGAAACGCCAAACUUUUUGCGCAAAAUCACAUAUACUUAAAAAACUCUCUUGUUCCAGGAAACGAGCUCCAAAUUUUUUGUAAAUGGAAUGGUGAACAGAUUGGCACAUUUUUCUUAAAACCAGGAGAAACUGAUGAUUUUGCCUUUCAUGAUAAGUUUAUUCCUAAGAACAAAAUUGAUUGUACAUUUCGCCAGAUCCGUGGACCUUCUGUAAUGAUUAGGGCAUUUGAAGGUAGUAGUGGUGCAUUUGAUCAUGGUAAGAAGAACUACUGGGAUGCAAGAGAAGAUGGGAUUUAUUUCACGCAUGGUCAAGAAGUGCCUAAGUUAGAGUAUAAAUGGACUUAA
Messenger RNA from Eruca vesicaria subsp. sativa (arugula), 399 nucleotides. The record is from the annotation of a GenBank genome assembly. Lineage: Eukaryota; Viridiplantae; Streptophyta; Magnoliopsida; Brassicales; Brassicaceae.